Messenger RNA from Rhipicephalus microplus (southern cattle tick), 1315 nucleotides. Its product is annotated as tenascin-like. Lineage: Eukaryota; Metazoa; Arthropoda; Arachnida; Ixodida; Ixodidae. The record is from RefSeq and is a predicted model, not a curated record. Gene Ontology annotation, molecular function: protein binding.
AUGGAGGUGCAAAUCUCAGAAUAUGGACCUCAAACCACUGUGCUCCCCGAUUUGGAUAAUCUUACCCUGGUUGAUAUUGGGCCUGACCACUUCACCGUGUCCUGGAUGCAUCCCGUGGCCCAGUUUGACUAUUACUGGUUGGAAGUUUACAAAAGAGACGACGGAAGUGAUACUAUUACACCUCAACGCGUCGGAUCGUGCGCUAAUGGAACUAUCGUUCACCGUGAGCAAACUCAAAUCACCUGCGACAUGUUCAAGCCGUGCAGCAAUGUGACGAUCACACUGCACACGCAAGCAAAGGGCACCUCUGAAUUCGUGUCUACUGGAGCUACGCUCCAAGGAAUAUUCAUGCCUGGAAAAGGCAUUCCUGAAGUCGUGAAGCUCAAGCAGACAGCCAUCGCCAAGAAUUCUGUCACUCUGUCCUGGGAACGACCGAAGGGUUGCUUCAAUGACUACUUGGUUACAACCAGUGCAGAAAACACGGAACUCUCUAGCCAAGAGACCAGCGCUGGUACAUGUGGUAACGGAACCAUUGUUUCCGCAAACGAGACCAGUGUCACGUGUGACGGCAUCAGGGCGUCAAGUGUGAGCAUCAUGGUGCAGACACGCAGGUUGAAGUCGGACGGUCUUAUUUCGCAAGGCGUGACACUUCAAGGAAUCGCCAUGUCCAAACUGGUGCUGCCCGACGUAACGAACUUCAGCUUGAUAGAUGUCGGACCCGACUCUUUCACGGUAUCCUGGGCAAGGCCGUCCUCUUAUUUCGACUACUACUGGGUCGAGGUGUACGACAACAGCAACAGGACAGACAUCCCUACACCGCAUCGAGUUGGUUCAUGUGCAUACGGGAACAUAAUUCAUCGAGAUCAGAACCAAAUCACCUGCGACAAGUUCAAGGCAUGCGUUAACGCAAGCAUCACAGUACACGCACAAAGCAAGGGUCCCUCAGGUCUGACAUCCCCUGGGGCAACGCUCAGAGGUAUCUUCAUGCCAGGAAGAGGUCUUCCUGAGGUGAGGCAGCUGAAAUUGACAGAGAUGGACAAGGAUUCCAUAACUGUUUCCUGGCAACGACCGGAGGGCUGCUUUGAUGGCUACAUAGUAGAAGUCGCUGAAGAAAACGCUGGAAGCAGUGGUGUUGGAGGCCUCAGUGUGGGCUCCUGUGCGGGUGGAAUCAGUGUUGACGCUGAACACACUAGCAUCACGUGCAGGAAAAUAGAAGCUUGCAGCGUGAAAAUCACCGUACGGACGCAGAGAAAAGGACCACACGAGCUUACUUCAUCUGGUGUUUCCCUGCACGACAUCGUCAUGUACAAAAAAG